UCUCCCCCAAUUGGCAGCGAGCAUUGAGGCGGGAGGUCACCCUUCAAGGCGGGGCUGACCUCCGGCAAGGGCCGGCCACCAAUCAGGAUGCGCCGCCCUGAGGGGGGCGUCGCUCAUGCGCAGCAGAACCAAGCGCUUAAAAGGCGGCUCGAGUAGCUUUUCUACCGCAUUUCCUUUCGUCGGGUAAAGAGAAGCGCUAAAAUGGCGAGAACCAAGCAGACCGCCCGCAAGUCCACCGGAGGCAAAGCUCCCAGGAAGCAGCUGGCCACCAAGGCGGCCCGCAAGAGCGCCCCGGCCACCGGCGGCGUCAAGAAGCCUCACCGUUACAGGCCCGGUACCGUGGCUCUCCGUGAGAUCCGUCGCUACCAGAAGUCCACCGAGCUGCUCAUCCGCAAGCUGCCCUUCCAGCGCCUGGUCAGGGAGAUCGCUCAAGAUUUCAAGACCGACCUGCGCUUCCAGAGCUCGGCCGUCAUGGCUCUGCAGGAGGCCAGCGAGGCUUACCUGGUCGGCCUGUUCGAGGACACCAACCUGUGCGCCAUCCACGCCAAGAGGGUCACCAUCAUGCCCAAAGACAUCCAGCUGGCACGUCGCAUCCGAGGGGAGAGAGCAUAAGCUUUCCUUCUCGCACCACAACGGCUCUUUUAAGAGCCAACGCACUUGACUAAAUGACAACGUUCUGUAAAGAUUUACAGGCAUUUGAUUUCCAUAUAGUGUAGUUUACAUGUGCUGUUUUCUGCUGUAAACUAAGUUUAUAUAAAAUGCAAUAUAAUGCAAAUAAAAUUGUGGUUAUUUUUUUUAAAAGUACACAAAGUAGUGUAAUCGGAUGGCAAAUUGGGUUUCACUUGUGGCACUUUUACCUUCCUGAAAGGUAGCAGAUGAACUUUUCCAA
Molecule: messenger RNA, 889 nt
Organism: Phyllopteryx taeniolatus (common seadragon)
Lineage: Eukaryota; Metazoa; Chordata; Actinopteri; Syngnathiformes; Syngnathidae
Product: histone H3
Exons: 1
Coding region: 202-612 (136 amino acids)
Cellular component (GO): nucleosome
Molecular function (GO): structural constituent of chromatin; protein heterodimerization activity; DNA binding
Source: RefSeq, a predicted model, not a curated record